This is a messenger RNA of Aspergillus melleus, 930 nucleotides long. RefSeq lists its product as uncharacterized. The transcript has a single exon. Lineage: Eukaryota; Fungi; Ascomycota; Eurotiomycetes; Eurotiales; Aspergillaceae. The record is from RefSeq and is a predicted model, not a curated record. The coding region runs from base 1 to 930 and encodes 309 amino acids.
AUGACGGAUAACCUCUUUAUCUAUGAUGCCUUUCAGCCCGGAGAAUCAUGGGACGACGAUUCUCGGUACGCCCCCACCCCAGGUAACUUCGGCCGUUCCACCGUAUACUCUCCUAGCCCCUCCCCGCAUCAUACCUUGCCACAACCGCCGUUGGAUCGACUCGGGUUCCUCCCAUUGGCUGAAUGGGAGAGAGGAGGCGAAUACGAUCAGCAGCCACCGCGAUACGUCUGCUACACAGUCAAGUGGAAACUGCUGCUCAAUAAUAAGCCGGUGGGUAAUGUGACUGAGAAGGACCUGGUUGUAGCUCCUAGCCGGUUCUGGGAGAAGUAUUUAAAAGUGGAUUUGGACAAUAUGGUGCAAACAAAAAGGAAGCCUAACCAACGGGUUCGAUCUGAAAGUACAACCAUUAAGGUCGAGGUCGAUGAACGAAAGCAGUGUCCGCUGGAACAGUUCUAUAACGCCACCACCAUUGACUGGGCGCCCAUCGAAAGACAAUUAUGUAAAUGGAGUAAUUUACUUCGCAUCGCUAAAAAGCUUACCGUUAGCAUUGCCUUUAGCUAUAGGCAGGAUGACCACGGAAAUAAUGCAUCCCCGGUCAGGAAAGGCGAGAAAAGGGGCCGUGUGUCCGCCACAAAUAUUAUGCUUGCUGAGCGUGAUGCAUAUAUUGCUGAAGAAGAAGAGCGAACUGGGCGACCCUCUGCGUGGAACACUGUAUAUGAGCUCAUGCAAUGCAACGUCCGCUCAUGCCAGUUGAACUCUGACUGGUGCUGGGAAGAUCCAAAAGACAGCAAACACUACAAACUCAGAGAGCCACACAUCGAUCGACUGGUUGAUUAUGUGGAAAAGGGCGGCAAACUCGAGAGCCAUGGUGAUGUGCCACACGAUAUCCGUCGACCUACUUCUGGAGAGUCAGACAGGAAGAAAAUCUAA